AAGCUCUGUGCCUUCAUUAGUCCCUUUUAUCUUGUCCCGUUGCGUCCUGGAGGACUGUCCCUGCCGAGCUCAGGACCUUCACUCUCGGGCCCGUUUGAAGGAUUUCUCUUCAGGCUGCCACAGCUCAGCUUCAGACUCCAGCUGCUUGCCUUUGUUGGAACCUCCAGAACUUUUCACCAUGCCGCUGUCUCGUUCCUUGUCCAUGACGUCCCUGAGCGGGGUGCUUCCAGCCUGGGAGGAGGAUGAGCUGCCUGUGGAGGACCUGCUGCUCUUUGAGGUGGCCUGGGAGGUCACCAACAAAGUUGGAGGGAUCUACACCGUGAUCCAGACCAAGGCGAAGAUCACGGCGGACGAAUGGGGGGAGAACUAUUACAUGAUGGGGCCGUACUUCGAGCAGAACUUCAAGACCCAGGUGGAGGGCUGCGAGCCACCGAACCCCAGCAUCAGGAAGGCCAUGGACGCUCUCAUCCACAACGGCUGCCAGGUUCAUUUCGGCCGCUGGCUCAUCGAGGGCAGCCCCUACGUGAUCCUGUUCGACAUCGGCUCCGCUGCCUGGAACUUGGACCGGUGGAAGGGGGACCUGUGGCAGACCUGCAGCAUCGGCCUGCCCUACCACGACCGAGAGGCCAACGACUCGCUCAUCCUGGGCUCCCUGAUCGCCUGGUUCUUCAAGGAGCUGACGGACAACCUCGGAGACAAACCCAACGUCAUCUGUCAUUUCCACGAGUGGCAGGCAGGACCUGGGCUUAUUCUCUCCCGCUCCCGCAAGAUUCCCAUGGCGACGGUAUUCACGACACAUGCCACGCUGCUGGGACGAUACCUCUGUGCUGGGAAUGCUGACUUUUACAACAACCUGGACAAGUUCAACAUUGACAAAGAGGCAGGUGAGAGACAGAUCUACCAUCGCUACUGUCUGGAGAGAGCCGCCGUCCACUGUGCCCACGUCUUCACCACGGUCUCCCAGAUCACAGCGGUGGAGGCCAACCACAUGCUGCACAGGAAGCCAGAUGUGGUGACCCCAAACGGACUAAACGUGAAGAAGUUCUCAGCCAUGCACGAGUUUCAGAACCUGCACGCCACCAGCAAGACCCGCAUCCAGGAGUUUGUCAGAGGGCACUUUUACGGUCAUCUGGACUUCAACCUGGACAAAACCCUUUUCUUCUUCAUCGCUGGACGCUACGAGUUCUCCAACAAGGGAGCUGAUAUCUUCCUUGAAUCGCUGUCCAGACUCAACUACCUGCUGCGGGUCCAUAGAAAUGACAUGACCGUGGUAGUCUUCUUCAUCAUGCCUGCCAAAACCAACAACUUCAAUGUGGAGUCACUGAAGGGUCAGGCGAUACGCAAACAGCUCUGGGAUACAGCUCACACUGUGAAGGAGAAGUUUGGAAAAAAGCUCUAUGAUGCUCUGUUAACAGGGAAGAUCCCUGACAUGAACUCCAUUCUGGACCGAGACGACCUCACCAUAAUGAAGAGAGCCAUCUACGCCACUCAGAGACACAGCCUCCCUCCGGUGACUACUCACAACAUGCUGGACGACUCAACAGAUCCCAUCCUGUCCAACGUCAGACGCAUCGGCCUCUUCAACUCCAGGAACGACCGCGUCAAGAUCAUCUUCCACCCGGAGUUCCUGUCCUCCACCAGCCCCCUGCUGCCGAUGGACUACGAGGACUUUGUUCGCGGCUGCAACCUCGGAGUGUUCCCCUCCUACUACGAACCAUGGGGAUACACACCCGGUGAGUGUACUGUGAUGGGCAUUCCCAGUGUGACCACCAACCUGUCAGGUUUCGGCUGCUUCAUGGAGGAGCACGUCUCAGACCCUGCUGCCUAUGGUAUCUACAUUGUGGACCGGCGGUUCCGUUCCCCUGAGGAGUCCUGCAACCAGCUGACCCAGUUCAUGUUCAGUUUCUGCCAGCAGUCGCGGCGUCAGCGCAUCAUCCAACGCAACCGCACAGAGAGGCUGUCCGACCUGCUGGACUGGAGAUACCUGGGACGGUUCUACGUACAUGCCCGGCACCUCGCACUUAGCAGAGCUUUCCCGGAGAAAUUCAAGAUGGACCCCAUGGCCCCGCUGAAGACGGAGGGAUUCCGUUACCCCCGCCCCUACUCGGUGCCCCCUUCCCCCUCGGCCUCCCUCCACUCCACCCCGCACCACAGUGACGUGGAGGACGAUGACGACGAGCCGUACGACGAGGACGAGGAGGCCGAGAGGGACCGGCUGAAUAUCAAGUCUCCCCUCGUGCUGGGUGCCGUGCCUGAAGGGAAGAAGAAGCAGCCGGGAGAAUCAGGAAACUGAGAUUUAAUAUGAGUGGCUGCAGAUUUUAUAGGGCUGAACCACUUAGGUUCAAACUCGAAGGCGACGCAAGUGUGUGAAAGACCAUCAGAAGAAUUCCCUCUUCCACACCGGCAGCUCCUGGAAAUACACCUCGUCCUGGUUUUCAUCAGCUGGAGGACAAAGAGAGAGAAAAUUCACCUUAUAAUAUGGAAUUCAAAUAUUAAUACUGAGACAAAGACACUUUACAGUCUUUCCUUAAAGAUCCGUAAAUUAAACUUUUUUUUUUUUUUUUACCCCAGGCUGUGCCAGUUCCCUUGAAUUUUCAUCUAAAAAAAAAAAAAAAAAAAGGCCUUGAAAGUUUUAUUAAGAUCCUAAAAUGUGAUGUGUCAGUGUGUGUGGGAACCUUGUGCUAUUUGCACCUAUUCACAGUGUAUCUGAGAGCUGUUUAUGUGAGUAAAACCAUUAAAACGGCGCAUAAAAUGAA
Toxotes jaculatrix (banded archerfish) is the source of this 2756-nucleotide messenger RNA. RefSeq names its product glycogen synthase 2 (gene gys2). The transcript has 17 exons. The record is from RefSeq and is a predicted model, not a curated record. Gene Ontology annotation, biological process: glycogen biosynthetic process. The coding region runs from base 179 to 2293 and encodes 704 amino acids. Gene Ontology annotation, cellular component: cytoplasm. Gene Ontology annotation, molecular function: alpha-1,4-glucan glucosyltransferase (UDP-glucose donor) activity. NCBI's taxonomy places the organism in Eukaryota, Metazoa, Chordata, Actinopteri, Toxotidae.